AUGGCUUUUGCGGCCAUCUCUGCAGGUGCCCCGGUGCGGGUGCUUCAGGGUAGCAGGGGCUUGGAGGAUCUGGCGUCGCUGGUUCUGGACCUCAAGAGGAAGCCGCGGCCGUCGGCCCUGGACGCGCAGAAGAGAUGGGAAGAGUCUCUAGCCGCCCUACUUGCGGAUGAUGCGAAGCGUCUUGAGGAGUCCUUGGAAUCGUGGCCCGAGCUCCUCGUGCAGAGCGACAGCACUGGCAACAGCUUGCUGCACCGGGCGGCUUCGGCUGGCGCUCUCCAGGCCACGGCUCUGCUCCUCGAGCGCGGCGCGAGCGCGAACCUCCGGAACCAAGAGGAGGCGACUGCUGGCGAUCUGGCCUUUCGUGCGGGCAAGCAGGCCGUUUUUGAAGCUCUGGUUCUGCACCGGGUGUUCUGCAUCAGACGUGAAGAAGAGGAGGCGCCGCAAGAGCCGCCUCGCAAGCGUCGGGCACCCGACCCGGCCGCCCCAGAUCCCUACCACAGCCAGCGCUUGCGCUACGAGGGCAGCCGGCUUCUGGAUGCCGACUCGAAGGCGGUGAUGAUGGGCUGGGAGGCCCCCUUGAUGAAGAAGCAUGCCGAGGUCCUCCUCCCGGUGCGAGGCCUGCGGGUGGCCAACGUCGGCUUCGGCCUGGGGCUCGUGGAUGGCUUUCUGGCAGAGCUUGGGCCAAGCGAGCAUCACAUCAUCGAGUCGCACGGGGACGUGCUGGCGGAGCUGAGGCGCUGUGGGUGGCCCUCGCGGCCUGGGGUGGCGGUGCACGAAGGCCGCUGGCAGGAGAUCGUUCCCCAGCUUGAGAGUGGCUCCUUAGAUGCCAUCUUUUUCGACACGUGGUCGGAGACUUAUGAGGACCUUCGCCAGUUUCAGGACGAAGUCUCCCGACUCCUGGCGCCGGGAGGACGCUUCUCGUUUUUCAAUGGCAUGGCGCCCUACAGCAUCGCCGAGCAUGCGGCCUUCUGCCGGCUGGCACAGGAGGAUCUCGAGACCCUGGGCCUUCCGUGUGAUAUCUGUAAGAUUGAGUUGGGUGAGCUGGGAGACCAGACCUGGCACGGGGUGGCGGAGCGAUAUUGGCAGUUCGACAGCUACUACCUGCCCCUUGCGAGGAAGGCGCCUUCUCGGGAUUCUGAGCACCCGAUGUCCUGGCGGCGCUGGCCGCAGUUUCCUGUGUGCGUGACAGAUAAACUGGGGAAGGCCUUGCCGCUGGCCGAGUUCGGACUGUCAGACAUGACAAGCGGGAGGCCGUGA
Messenger RNA from Symbiodinium natans, 1257 nucleotides. The record is from the annotation of a GenBank genome assembly. Lineage: Eukaryota; Dinophyceae; Suessiales; Symbiodiniaceae.